AUGUCGACUCCGGACGCGAUACACAGGGUGCCCGUUCCGAACGCGGUAUCAAGUACGAAUGACGCUCCCAGCUUCACGUCUUUCAACAAGCUGCCAGUGGAAUUGCGGCUAGCGGUUUGGAAAUUGACGUUCCAGCCUCGUCUUGUCAAUAUUCAAUACCAAAAAUGUAAAGACACGAGCUUUACUUCCCCGGCGCGUAUUCCAAGCGCUCUCAAGGUCUGCAAAGAAUCACGUACCUUCGCACUACCCUUUUAUCCUCUGAGCUUUGGCUCUGUCUGGCACCCACCGAUGGUACGUUUCAAUUCUGCUAUUGAUACACUGUAUUUCAGAGCCGGUCACUUCUUAUCUCACUUAUUUGGUAUCAUGACCGCGGCAGAAAGAAACGCUCUCAAAUAUAUUGCAGUAGACUCCGGGACUAUGUUUGAUCUCCGUCCUUACAGGGAGCCGGGGUUUGAACGAGUACUCAAAACUAUGCCCGGCCUGAAAGAGCUUAUAGUUGUCCACGAUAUCAAGUCCUUUGAACGCAGGCAGUGUCGUUCGGCUUCGUGUACAGUUCUCCUCAACCAAAUCCCAAGUAGACUCGCUCAACAACCUGACAACAUGCUCCUCUCAGAAGAGAUAGAUGAACAACAUUGGGACUUGGCUCUUUCGGGGUCUUACAUGUUCCCACGGGUGUAUGGAAUGAUAGACUGCCGUUGCAAGAACAAGAAGGUAAUAUACGAGGAUUUCGAUUACGAACCAGAUUUAGGUUAUGAUGAAUCUGGUUACGAACCAUAUGACCCCGAAUGUGGUGGCUGGGCCGAGGAGUCUCGAAGCCUCUUUACAAUUGCCUAUGAUGAUUAUUCUCUCUAA
This is a messenger RNA of Glarea lozoyensis ATCC 20868, 852 nucleotides long. RefSeq lists its product as uncharacterized. NCBI's taxonomy places the organism in Eukaryota, Fungi, Ascomycota, Leotiomycetes, Helotiales, Helotiaceae. The transcript has a single exon. The record is from RefSeq and is a predicted model, not a curated record. Bases 1 to 852 code for a protein of 283 amino acids.